UCAAAACAGUGAAAAAACUUACUGAUUGGCACACAGCUUUAAAUAAACUUGACAGUAAAGAAAAUUGAUAGGUUACGGUGGUUCUGGUAGGACAUGUAGGCAAUACUAAAUAUUAUACACACUGGUAUAUUGGUUUAUUAUCGAUAUGUUGUUUGGUUCGUCUUUAUUCGUAUUCUGGACAGUUAGUUUUAAAGUGGCAUUGGUUAUUGGCUGUUAUCAAGAAAGUAAUGUUCACUGUAAAAGCGGUUUUUAUACAUUUUACAUUGAAGUUCCACUACAGAAUCGAAUAAAUUAAUUCGCGUUAUCAUAAGCUAAAAUAUAAUCGACUGAAAGUAUAAAGCUAUUUUGAUACUCGUGUAGUCAAGUUGCAAUAUAUAUAGCGAUAUCGCAAUUGUUAUCUAAUUGUGGUUUUUGGCUGAUAUAUCAAUAGUUUUUAUACUAUUCAUAUUAUUAUCAUCUUUUCAACCGUUUGGUAAAGUUCGUACGAAAUUUUACAAAGGCUUAAUAUAAAUCGCAACUGCUUAACGUGUGCUAUAAAUAAAGAAUAUUUAGAUAUGGCUGCAAUACAGGCAAGUGUCAAACUGCUUUCGCCCACUGUGAAUGUUUGCUCAUCAAACAUGUUGUCCAUAAAAUCUACAUCGGUAUCAUCAACAACAACUAUGAUGUCCGCGCCCGUAUCUACAAAUGUUAAUAUAUUAUCUGCACCUUCUAGAGGAUCUUCUCAGCUAGCCUUCAAUAGUCUAGUUUCAGUAGAGCGAUCACAGCAACAUGAUGCAGAUGGAGAUCAGCGAACAUUACAACUCGCUUGGAGGUUAUCAGUCGGUGGUGCAAAUGAAUCGGCUACAGAACAACUAUCUUUAAGUACUAUUAACAACCGUAAAAAAUCCAACAAUGCAAUUAAUCAACACGAACUAGCUCACCGACAAGUAAUUGCAAACUCGCCGCAGGAACUGCUGAAUCAAAAAGUUGAUAUAGGUAUAGAUAAAAGUAUUCUGCCUACUGUUUCAGCUGCUACUACCAAUGGUUUUAGUCAAAAUAAUAUAAAUGGUUUAACUAGUAGAAAUAGUAGUAUAUCAUUUAAUAAUUUUUCGAUGCCUACACUACUAUUACCAACUACAAUGGAAGAUCGUUCUAAGAGAUCCCAAAAUAUGACGGAAUGUGUGCCAGUGCCCAGCUCCGAACACGUUGCCGAAAUAGUAGGACGUCAAGUAUCUUCCAGAUUUGAGACAUAAUUAUACUAAUCAUGAAUGGCUACGAGAGCGACAAAUUUAGCUUGCGAAAAUUUAGAUGUUGAUGCUGCUUAAAUGAGAUAA
Molecule: messenger RNA, 1313 nt
Organism: Bactrocera oleae (olive fruit fly)
Lineage: Eukaryota; Metazoa; Arthropoda; Insecta; Diptera; Tephritidae
Source: RefSeq, a predicted model, not a curated record